CAACGAGGAACUUUCAAUGGUUUAGUUGUAACCCUUCUCUUUGCAACCCACCUCAUCAAAGAUAAAAGACAGAGCCUACUAUCUAGAAAAGGAAAAUGCGCAUAACGGACAUUACAGUCUACAGCUAUAUCGCUGAAUACAAUGGUGGGACAUAUUCCAUGUCCAACGGGCGGACCUGUACAGGUCAGCCAUCUAUUGUAGUUCGCAUUCGUACAGACAGCGACAUUGAAGGCUGGGCAGAAAAUGCGCCUCUUGGUAGCGACUACUUGCCCAGCUCUUUCACUGGAGAACUCGCCGCGCUGAAGGAACUUGGCCCGCAGAUCCUCGGCCUCGAUCCAAGGUGCCCAGGGGCAAUAAGUGCGAAGCUUGAUCGCGCUAUGAUGUCGGGCAUGUCAGCCAAGUCUGUUAUUGAUAUUGCAUGUUGGGACAUUCUAGGUAAAGCCACCGGCUUGCCGACUCAUAUUCUACUCGGUGGACGACUGUUCGAUGCACCACCUGCUUUCUCGGUUAUUGGCUUUGGAGAAAUUCCAGUCGCAGUCCAAAAGGCUUUGGCCGAACAUGCCAAAGGAGUAGUAGCCAUGCAAGUCAAGGUUGGGGAUGAUCCACUUGUUGACGCCAGAAGGGCCCGAGCCAUUCGAGAAGCUCUUCCGGAGAGUGUGAAUAUUUUCGCGGACGCCAAUGCCAGCUGGAAUCUGUCCCAGGCACUGAUUUUUGCUCGUGCCCUUGGGCAGGACGUUACAAUACCAUUUGAACAGCCAUGCAGGUCUCUCUCAGACUGUGCACAAGUGGCCCGCCUUACUGGACUUCCAAUCAUUCUUGACGAGUGCAUCGUUACAAUGGCUGACCUGGUGACAGCACAUGCGGCGGGCAUAACUGGAGUUAACAUUAAGCUUUCCAGGGUUGGUGGUAUUACCAAGGCUCGCAUUUUGCGCGACACAGCUGUGGCAUUAGAAAUGAAUGUCAACAUUGACGAUACAUGGGGUUGUGCACUAACAACAACACAAAAUCUUCAAUUAGCUGCUUCUACACGCCCAGAUCGGCUAGGUGCUGUAGACUGCUUUGCUGAAUGGACACAUCCACUGAUAGCUGAAGUUCCCCGGAUGCAGGUAAAUGGCAGGCUAACCCCUUCCUCAGUACCUGGUAAUGGGUACAGGUUAAUUAAUGUAGAAAUGCUAGGAGAGCCCUUAUUCUAUAUUAGUAAAUAG
Aaosphaeria arxii CBS 175.79 is the source of this 1205-nucleotide messenger RNA. Its product is annotated as enolase C-terminal domain-like protein. The transcript is spliced from 2 exons. The coding region runs from base 96 to 1205 and encodes 369 amino acids. Lineage: Eukaryota; Fungi; Ascomycota; Dothideomycetes; Pleosporales. The record is from RefSeq and is a predicted model, not a curated record.